This is a messenger RNA of Drosophila subpulchrella, 1048 nucleotides long. RefSeq lists its product as uncharacterized. Bases 28 to 732 code for a protein of 234 amino acids. The record is from RefSeq and is a predicted model, not a curated record. The transcript has a single exon. Lineage: Eukaryota; Metazoa; Arthropoda; Insecta; Diptera; Drosophilidae.
GUAAUACGAACGUUUAUAUAUAGCCCAAUGAGUCGCACGUCGUCUUUAGUCAGUCACGAAGCUUUAACCAAACCGCAUCGAAGCGUGAGCCCAUCAGCCACAAUGUUUCAGAAAAGGAUUAUCGAAUUGAUCACGGUCCUCGUGUACUGGGUGAUUAUCACCCCGACCCUCUACAAGUACUGCACGCAGAAUGGGAUCGUGAGGAUGAGCUUCGACACCUUGGUGGGCACUGUGGGUGAUCACUGCACCCUGGCCCUCUGCCUGAUGAUUGGAUACGUCGUCUUCUACCGCAUCAUCAUAUUCAUCUACAUGAAGCUGAAGGUCUGCGAUAUACGGAUGUGGGACGAGCUUCAGAAGGCCAAAACGGAUCCUGAGUCGGGUUUGGACAAGAAGUCCUAUUACCAGCCCGUCUCCACCGAGAACAUCGAUGUCGUGGACUCUGGCAAGAAGAAAAGCAGGCCUGAGACUCCAAAGAUGAUAAGGACCAUCAGCAAUCCUUUGCUCAUCGAAAGCGAUUUGGCUCGCAUUCACAUCAAGCACGAAACGCGACCGCUGGAAAGUGCCACCCUACCCAGGCUGCAGCAGGCACAGGUCCACCCUAGUCCAAGUCCCAGCCUGAGAAGUGCACCACCCGUGCCCCAAGUGCAGAAAAGUGCCACUCUGCCGAAUCAACACAGCAAAGGCGUGAUUAUGUCUCCCAAGGUUCUGAUGCCCAGACCCCAACAGGUGUAGACCGAAGUGAUUAGUGCCUAAAAGUCGGCUCAUAAUAACGACCACCAAUUUUGGUUUUAGUUUCUGUGAAAUUCUGAGCUCAACUUAAGAGGACCAAGUCCACAUCAAGUAUUAGCUACUGCCCAAAGAUCGAUAAUCGAAACCGAAUCGAACACGAAAUUAGUCAAUCACCACAUUCCAGUGUACUCGUUCGCGCGAGCUAAAGCAAUUCUUAGUUUAGUGAAUAUAUUUAUUACUAGUCAUAAGCUAGGCUAUUGUUAUCUGUGUACCUACUUAUCGUAAAUCACACGCACAAAAUGCGAGAUAAUAUUAAACU